GGAGGGCUUAAUGCCCCAAAACAGGCAGAGGAAAGACUAAAGCAGCACCAUUCUUCAGCCAGAUCAGCCUUCAUUCCUCCAGGAUACUGCUUUAUCAAAGGGGUUUUACCUUCACAACAGCUCCAUAAGGGCGAGAAAAUGAACCUCGAUCACAACACAUCAGACCACAAUGAAACACUGUGGUUCUAUGAAUGUACCCUCAACCUGGACCGGGAAUCUCGGCGCAUUGCACUGUUCCUGCUCUACCUGUUCCUGUUCAUGGUUGGUUUGUUGGAGAACUGUCUGGUGAUUUGGGUAAACUGGCAUCGGCGACACUCGGCCAGUGGUGUACUCUUCUGUGUUAUCAACAUCAGUCUGUCUGACCUGAUGGUGGUUUUCACUAUGCCAUUCUUCAUGCUGGAGAUCGCUAUGGAUGAGGUUUGGGUUUGGGGCCGAUUCCUGUGCAAGGUUACGCACCUCAUCUACGUCAUCAAUUUCUACAGCAACUCCUUCUUCCUUGCCUUCAUGACUCUGGAGCGGUACCUGACCUUAACACGGCCAACCACGCCCGCCUGCUUUCCACUGCAACCCAGGCACCGGCGAUGGCUGCUGUGUGCUGGAGUGUGGCUUCUGUGCUUGGUGCUGGCACUGCUAGAAAAUGUACAUGUGGACCUGCUUGAGUGGAAUGAACCAGGGUGCUACAUGAUACCUGAGAAUAACUUCAGUGAGUGGUUUCUCUCUCUUGCCUUCUUCUCCCUUAUCUUUCAGUUUUUGGGCCCUGCGUCGGUCAUCAUCACCUGUAACAUCCUGAUUGCACGGGUCGUGCAUGCCUCUCCGGACAUCCAAAAUCACAGAGAUCUAUGGAUUUUGCGUGUGUACUCACUUGUCUUUGUGGCCUGCUGGCUACCCUACCAUGUUGUGAUGUUCCUGCUGGUGGUGGAUAUCCUGGACCCAUAUCUGAUGUCCUGCAAUACUAUCGACAGCUUGUUCUUCUCUAUGGGCGUUGUACAGUGCAUCUCACUCUUCCAUUGCAUUGCCAACCCCAUUCUCUAUAGCUUCCUGAGCAAGAGCUUUCGUGCCAAUCUCAUCAGCGAUAUCCUUUCCCGUAUUUCCUCACCACCAUUCAGCAGUGCAGCCAAUGCAGCUGGUGGUAUGGGGAGGUCACAGCAGAAGGAACAAAAGCUCAGCAAUGCCAGCACCAGUCACUCAGAGAUAGGAUCCUAAUAAGGGAAGUUCCCAUUAGGUCAUAAUGAGGUCUCCUGAGAGAGAUGGGGAAGCAGUGCAUAUUGGAGCUUCACCUAUUCUGUGCUGCUGUGCAGAAAUAAGUUUCAUUUGUGUUUUGACACCUCCACAUAGCUAAGGAGACUAUUUCAGAAUUAUUCACAUUUUUUUUUGGUUUGGUAUUAUGGUACCUUCUAAAGUACUGCCAAUUUCUCAGUGCAAGGACUGAUAGGCAUUCAGAAAGAACAUUUUAAGAAACUAAAUUGUUUGUUUUUAUUGACUGUAAACUGUGGAGCUGGAAGGUCCAGUGGUGUCAAAUGUCCAUGUAAAGAUGUCCAUGUAAAGGUUAGGGGUUCCUGUUAGUAGUUUUAAAACAGGAAAGAAAAAAUCUCCCUGCAUCCCACUCCACAGGAAGCGAUGGCAUUACUACUGAGGAACAUGCCACAUGCCACAGACUAAAGGAAAUGUAGCAAUCAAACAUUUCCAGAUGAUGAUGAUCCGUACACUGGACAAAAUAAAUAACUUGGCGUCACUACUAAAACUUAUUGCAAGUUUUUUUGUUUUUUUUUUAAAUACUGUACCCUAUAUUAAACAGCCAUUUAUAUGAAAUAAAAUAUUUUUAAAAAGAUUUUUAAAUUAUAUUAUUAUUAUACAUAUGUUCCAUAUGCUCAUUUCACACAGUGUAAGACUCAUUUGCUCUUGGGAAAUUUAUGAGUACAUGCAAAAGCUGAGAACAUCAACAUCUUACUUCACUGUAACACCUGAAUAUGAAAAAUAGUUGGGGACAAAGUAAAGUGCUUCUGUUUAGAAUGAAAACAAUCCUUACAAAAUAUAAUACAUAAACAUAAAAAGCUAUAAAUAAAUAGCUGUAGAGCUUAAAUCGUAUGAUAAAAUACAAGGCUUUCUCUUUAGAAAAAUAUUACACAUUGUGGAAUUAGCCCUUUUUGGGCCCUUUUCACACUUGCGUGUUUUAGAACCUGGAAGUAAACAAAAGCUGGUGAAAUGGUGUUGCAACAGCAAAUAAAAAAAAAACAAAAAAAAACACAGAUUUAAGUUUCCAUGAUUUUCCGAGAGAUUACCAUAUGGAAGAAAUGGGUUACAUCAAUUUGGAGAGGGGAAGGUGCCAAAUGUACUAUCAUUUCUGGCAGUACUUUUGUGUGUAGACAGCACUGCAGACCAGAGGAGCUACACUAUAGGUUUGUAGACACUUGCCCAUCACAUCCAUAUGUGCUUUUUGAACAUCCCAUUCCAGAUUUAGUCCCCUCUUUGAGGUUAUAAUCACCUCUUCCUUUUGAUGCAUAGCCUGAGUGUGAUCCCCAUUGUAUAUAGAAGGCAAACACACCUGUCAUCAAGCAAGUUACAAAAAAGUCAUAGCUAACAUAAAAUCAAGCAACAACUAGCAUACAGUAGCUAUUACCAUUUUUCUCGAUUGCAUGCACAUGUUUUCUGAAAGCAUGGCUCAUUUUCUCCAAUCUCUAAACACAAAUCCAAAAAUUCACACAUAAAAAUCUCAACAAAGCACUUACAAAUGCAAAUACUGCAUUCAAAACAAUGUUAUGUCUUCUCAAAAUGAAAUAUUGUCUUCAAAUAACACACACACUAUCAAAUAAAUAGACAUUUCUAAGAACCAAUGGAACAUAGAUGUACUCAGUAGAAAACACUAUGAUGACUGGAAAACACAGCUAUGAGU
Messenger RNA from Pangasianodon hypophthalmus (striped catfish), 2890 nucleotides. RefSeq names its product G-protein coupled receptor 182. Lineage: Eukaryota; Metazoa; Chordata; Actinopteri; Siluriformes; Pangasiidae. The record is from RefSeq and is a predicted model, not a curated record. Bases 139 to 1203 code for a protein of 354 amino acids. Gene Ontology annotation, molecular function: G protein-coupled receptor activity. Gene Ontology annotation, cellular component: membrane. The transcript has 2 exons. Gene Ontology annotation, biological process: G protein-coupled receptor signaling pathway.